UUCCAUUCGGGCCUCGAGCUACAAUGAAGAAAGUCAUAGCGGCACUCCUGAUCCUCUUUGCCUCUCUAUUUCUCGGAUCCCGAGAGGGAUCGGCUUUCCUGCUCGACGCGGAAUGUGGAAGGUCGCUUCCAACUAACGCUAAGCUAACUUGGUGGAAUUACUUUGAUAGCAGCACUGACAUACAGGCCAAUCCUUGGAUUGUUUCGGUGAUAGUGAAUGGCAAGGCCAAAUGCAGUGGAUCGCUCAUCAAUCAUAGAUUUGUUUUGACAGCAGCACAUUGCGUAUUUAGAGAAGCCAUGCAGGUGCACUUGGGUGAUUUCGACGCCUGGAAUCCUGGACAAAAUUGCAGCUCGGGUGCUCGCUUAUCAAACGCAUACUGCGUUCGGAUCGACAAGAAGAUCGUGCACGCCGGAUUCGGCAAAAUACAAGCCCAACAGUACGACAUUGGCCUACUCCGGAUGCAGCAUGCGGUGCAGUAUUCAGACUUCGUGCGCCCCAUUUGCCUGCUCAUCAAUGAGCCAGUGGCGGCCAUCGACCGAUUCCAGUUGACCGUCUGGGGCACCACUGCAGAAGACUUUCGCAGCAUACCACGGGUGCUGAAGCAUUCCGUUGGGGAUCGUAUCGAUCGCGAACUCUGCACCUUGAAGUUCCAGCAGCAGGUGGACGAGUCGCAGAUAUGCGUCCACACCGAGACGAGCCACGCAUGCAAAGGGGAUUCCGGUGGCCCCUUUAGCGCAAAAAUUCUCUACGGGGGCACGUAUCGCACCUUCCAGUUUGGCAUCAUCAUCUUCGGCUUGAGCUCCUGUGCGGGCCUAAGUGUCUGCACCAAUGUGACUUUCUACAUGGACUGGAUCUGGGAUGCUCUGGUUAACUUGUCGGCAUGAGGACAUAAGUUAUAAGUUAUAAGUGUAUAAGUUAUUAUAAACGUUUAAGCUGCAGUAAAGAUUUGGAAUAGC
This is a messenger RNA of Drosophila melanogaster (fruit fly), 956 nucleotides long. RefSeq lists its product as uncharacterized. Gene Ontology annotation, molecular function: serine-type endopeptidase activity; peptidase activity; hydrolase activity. The record is from RefSeq and is marked reviewed. The coding region runs from base 24 to 884 and encodes 286 amino acids. Lineage: Eukaryota; Metazoa; Arthropoda; Insecta; Diptera; Drosophilidae. The transcript has 4 exons. Gene Ontology annotation, biological process: proteolysis.